AGCGGCAGCACCAUGUGUGGCUGAGGGAAGCAGCUUUCAUGAUUAGAUACAGCAUCUUCCACGGGACGUUUUAAUUUUCCUUUUCAGCAGACAAAGCUGUUUGUCGAAGUUUCUGUAGAGUUACAAUUAACGGGAGUUUAAUGAACGAAUCCCGCGAUACUUUCCUCAGCCGAUGGAGCACGUUGGAACGUUGACGCUGCUGCUGGAUGCUUUCAUUUUUUUGUUUUUUUAGCUUGACAUGUUUAAAAUCCGACCAUUGUUAAGUGCCUUGGUUAACCACAGACAGUUGAUAGACAGAAACGGUUGUAAGUUCCUGUGCACAAUGAUGAGUGAAGAAUCCCCAGAUCAACAGGCAGCCAAGCUGUUAAAAAGGCCAAAUGAGGAGAAUGAGGAGUCGGCCGAGAGAGCCGCUAAAAGAGUGAAAGCAGAAGGGGAGCACACCGAAGACGACAAGAAGUACCCUAAGAAGAAAGUGGUCCUCCUUUUGGCGUACUCUGGGAAGGGAUACUAUGGCAUGCAGAGGAAUCCCAAAAACUCCCAGUUUCGAACCAUUGAAGACGAUCUGGUGACUGCGCUCGUUAAGUCUGGUUGCAUUCCUGAAAACCACGGCGAUGACAUGAAGAAGAUGUCCUUCCAAAGAUGUGCCAGGACGGAUAAGGGUGUCUCUGCUGCUGGCCAAGUGGUGUCACUGAAGCUGCGUUUGAUUGAGGACAUAAUAGAGAAAAUCAACGAGCAUUUGCCACCACAGAUCAAGGUGCUUGGACUAAAGCGAGUGACCCAGGGAUUCAAUUCCAAAAACAACUGCGACGCCCGUACGUACUGCUACAUGCUCCCUACGGUGGCCUUUUCCCCCAAAGACUAUGACACGGAGAAGGCGGCAGCGUUUCGCUUGGAACCAGAGACCCUUCAGAAGGCGAACCGGCUUUUCGCCCUCUAUAAAGGCACCCACAACUUCCACAACUUCACCUCCCAGAAGGCUCCGACCGACCCCAGCGCCCGCCGCUACAUCACAGAGAUGUCCUGCGGCGAGCCCUUUGUCCGCAACAGCUACGAGUUCGCCGUGAUCACCGUGCGAGGCCAGAGCUUCAUGCUGCACCAGAUUCGCAAGAUGAUCGGCCUGGUGAUCGCUGUGAUUAAGGGCUACGCCAAGGAGCAGGUGAUGGAGCGGAGCUGGGGCCAGGAGAAGGUGGACGUCCCCAAAGCUCCGGGACUCGGGCUGGUACUCGAGAGGGUCCACUUCGACCGCUACAACAAGCGCUUCGGAGGGGACGGGCUUCACGAGCGGCUGGAGUGGGAUCGCGAGGAGGAGGCGAUCAAGGCCUUCAAAGAGGCCCACAUAUAUCCCACCAUCAUCGAGACGGAGUGUGAGGAGGGCUCCAUGGUCAGCUGGAUGGCCACGCUUCCCAUCCAUGAUUUUGAAGCAACAGUUAGCGAAACACAAGACAGUAAGGACCAAAAACAGGAGAAUGCAGAUGAAGGAAACAACUCUGAUUAGACCGCCUGUGGAGAGAUGCCUUUUUUUUUAUUUUAUUAUGGGUAUUUUUUUUUUUUUUCAUGUUUUAGAUCUUAAAAAUAAUUGCCUUCAACAGCUGGCAUAAUAAAACAAUUUGAGUUCUC
Messenger RNA from Fundulus heteroclitus (mummichog), 1617 nucleotides. RefSeq names its product pseudouridine synthase 1 (gene pus1). Bases 239 to 1495 code for a protein of 418 amino acids. Gene Ontology annotation, biological process: mRNA pseudouridine synthesis; tRNA pseudouridine synthesis. Lineage: Eukaryota; Metazoa; Chordata; Actinopteri; Cyprinodontiformes; Fundulidae. The transcript has 6 exons. Gene Ontology annotation, molecular function: pseudouridine synthase activity; RNA binding. Gene Ontology annotation, cellular component: nucleus. The record is from RefSeq and is a predicted model, not a curated record.